GGCCGGGUUGGAGAUCAUGUGGUGCUCUCUUAACCGUCGCGGAUUCUAAGCCCUAAGUCUCACGAGACGCAGUGAUCCGCUGAAACGCAAACCAGACGGCCGUAUACGUAUACGGUACAAACAUGAAGUUCGUAUCUGUAUGCCUAGUGUUGAUAUUCGCAGUUCUGCAUGAAGGUGUAUUAUCAGUAUCAACAGAAAAUAAUUACAAUGAAAAAGAAGUUGCGGUAGAAAGUUUAUCGGUUGUUUCUAAAAGGCAAACAAAUUUUCAAAAUAAUAAUUUCAACCAACCACAAUUUCAACGAGAAUAUUUUGAAUAUACUCAACAAGCAAACGAUGAUGGCACUUUAGUACCAGAACAACCACAAUUCGAACAACAAAAUGUUCAACAACAAGUUUUCGUACAAGGAUUACCAUCUGACGUAUUUCCCCCAACGACUACGACAACAUUAUCGCCAUUCACUGCUGAACAAGUUCGAUUACAAGAAGAGUAUUCGAGGAGGACACUAGUAGAACAGCAAACAGCGUUAAUUAGACCUCGACAGAAGAUUGUAGCCCAACCACUUCCAACUCAAUUUCAAAUUCAACCUUCACCGAUCUCCGGACAACAGCUACCACAACCACUGCGAUUUAUAGAUCAAAAUGGGCAAGUACGUCAACAAAACUUAGCACUAAGGCAACAAAAUUUUGUCCCUCAACAACAAGAUUUAGUACCGCAACAACAAUCUGUUGUACCUGUUCCAAGUGAUGAACCGUUUUCAUACGCUCAAGUCCAAUUUGGUCCAGUGGCUAAACAAGCGGAAACAGUCGUCAGCCGACCGAAAGGUCAAAGAUCCGUCUCAAGGCCUAGAACAAACUACGCAGUAGAACCUGCUACCCAACAAACGAUAGACUACCCGUCAGUCACUGCUGCAAAUCCUGUACAGCUUAAUAGUCGUUUACUUCAAAACGUGGUUUACAUCCAGCCUAAUGGUCAGAUGUACAAAGCGAUCGAAGAUACAGAGCAAGUAGUACAGAUUCCACGAAAGAAUAACCAUUACCAGACGAUAUCAGCGGUAACUUCCGGGCCCAUGACCAGUGCCUCGUCUUUGACGUCAUCAACUACUACCGCGGAUCCAGUUGAAGAAGAGCAAGUUAUAUUGAUUCCUCGACCCAAGAAACCCAAUCAAAGACCCAGACAUGAAGGACGAAAAUCGAAUAGAGUACAGCAACAGGUGGUGAGAACUGAAAAACCUCAACCUCAGCAGCAACAAGACCAACAACAACAACAACAACAGUCAUUUGAAGUGGAGCCGGACAAUUUUCUAACGUCGCUUUUGUCUAGGUUUCAGCAAACACAACCGGAGACGACAGUGGCUACUUUGCCCAAGUCGAGAGGUAACACAAGGCCAAAAAGCGGCAACCGUUCUGGUACAUCCAAGUAUUUGCCAGACAGGAAUCAAUUGCAACUAUUGCAAUUUCCACAUGAACUCAAGGCGUUAAGCAGUGCUGAACUCAAAGUGCUGGAAGAGACGAGCGCGCAGAUUGCUACUGCAAACGACAAGUCCGUUGGUCAAAAACAGCUUCAUAGAAACACUCAGGUUACUAGUACUGUACCACCGUCUCCAUUACCAUCCUCCGUACAACUCGAUGAACGAUUUAUCCUUGGUAAUAGACCAGUUCCCAUGCCCGUUGAACUCAAUGAACAACAGCGUCAGUUCCUGGCAGCUCAAGGUAUCCGUCACUUAUACCGAGUGGAUUACGAUCAAUCUGGAAAUGCGUUACCAUUAACUUAUGUAUUAGCACUAGAUAAUCGGCCCAAAUCAGCAGAGUUAAAACAAAAACUCUGAACCUAUCUACAAAAUAUAAAUGCAACAAAAAGUGCCUAUUUAUGUAUUAAGCGUGUUUUAAAUUAUGAUUAUUUUUAUUGUAAAUAAUAUUAUAUAGGUAGUAAAAAGAAGUAAAACGUCUCUUGUAUUAAUAUUAUUAUUUUGUAUUUUUAAGAACUAUUAUUUUUUUCAUUUGUAACAUUUUGAUUUUUUUGAAAUACAAUAAUUUAUAAAAACUAUUUUAAGAAAGUGUACCUAUUUUUUAAAAAAUAUGAUUUAAAUACAACAUUUAAGCAUGGAAUAUAUUUGUACAACAAAAAAAUUGAGAUAUUUCAAAUUUAUUUUUUUAUGGUAGGAGCUUUCAUAUUGCUUAGGUAUCUAGCUAGUUUUAAGUUAUAUAAUAGAAUAUUAUUGAUGUAUUAAUGUCGAUAGUAUUUUGAUUACUACUUCCAAUUACUUGUAAAGAUAAUAGCAUAAUAAAUAUUUUGUCAUUUUGAA
This is a messenger RNA of Aphis gossypii (cotton aphid), 2303 nucleotides long. RefSeq lists its product as uncharacterized. The transcript is spliced from 4 exons. The record is from RefSeq and is a predicted model, not a curated record. The coding region runs from base 123 to 1826 and encodes 567 amino acids. Lineage: Eukaryota; Metazoa; Arthropoda; Insecta; Hemiptera; Aphididae.